GUUUUAUUCACAGAGCUUGUCAAAUCCCUCAUUUCCUCUCUUUGGUUUUCCCUUGGGUAUCAACACCUUUAAAGGUCAGUACUUUCACAGCCGGGAGUACAAGCAUCCCGAUCUGUUCAAGGAUAAGAGAGUCCUUGUGAUUGGCAUGGGGAACUCUGGCACAGACAUUGCUGUGGAGGCCAGUCACGUGGCUAAAAAGGUGUUACUCAGCACUACUAGAGGUUCGUGGGUGAUAAAUCGGGUUUUUGACCAUGGGUAUCCUUGGGACAUGGUGUUCACUUCUCGAUUUAGAAGUGCAUUAAGAAAUUCCCUCCCAACUUCAGUGGUAAACUGGUUAAUUGGCAAAAAGGCAAAUAGCUGGUUCGAUCAUGCAAACUACGGUUUGGUUCCAGAAAACAGGACUUUCCUAAGAGAACCUGUACUUAAUGAUGAGCUUCCAGGAUGCAUAAUUACUGGAAAGGUGUUGAUCAAACCCAGGAUGGAGACAGUGAAGGAAAACUCUGUAGUGUUUGAGAAUACUCCAGAAGAAGAACCCAUUGACAUAAUUGUCUUUGCCACAGGAUACACUUUUGCUUUUCCUUUCCUUGAUGAGUCUAUAGUGAAAGUUGAAAACAACCAGGCCUCUUUGUAUAAGUAUGUAUUCCCUGCACAUCUGGAAAAACCAACCCUGGCUGUUAUUGGCCUCAUCAAGCCUUUGGGAUCCUUGGCAUGCACAUCGGAAGUACAAGCCCGAUGGGCCACAAGAGUCCUGAAGGGCUUGAAUAAACUACCAUCACCAGAGGCCAUGAGAGAAGACAUUAGCAAAAGGAAAGCCAAUAAAGCCACCGGGUUUGGUUUAUACUUCAAACUGGUUUUGCAAACAGAUCGUGUCGUAUACCUAGAUGAACUCUUGUCCUUCAUCGAUGCAAAGCCCAACUUGUUAUCUCUGCUCCUGGUGGACCCACUACUGGCUUUUAAGGUUUUCUUCGGCCCACUUACCCCAUACCAGUACCGUCUGACUGGCCCAGGGAAGUGGGAUGGAGCCAGGAAUGCCAUUCUGACCCAGUGGGACCGGACAAUCAAGCCAACAAAAACUCGAGUUGUACAAGAGCCUCCAGAUACUUUUUCCCACCUACUCAAAGUCUUCAGCUUUUUGGCUCUAUUUGUUGCUAUAUUUCUUAUUUUCCAAUAGCUGAAGCCCUUGGUUCCUCAGAACAAAUGCACAGGGUAGAUCCUCCAUUAGAGCAGUGCCUUCAUUCCUGGGGUCUUUCUCAGAAUAACUAACUUGGGGCAGCUAGGAGGUGCA
Messenger RNA from Vombatus ursinus (common wombat), 1285 nucleotides. Its product is annotated as dimethylaniline monooxygenase [N-oxide-forming] 1-like. The record is from RefSeq and is a predicted model, not a curated record. Lineage: Eukaryota; Metazoa; Chordata; Mammalia; Diprotodontia; Vombatidae. Gene Ontology annotation, molecular function: flavin adenine dinucleotide binding; N,N-dimethylaniline monooxygenase activity; NADP binding.